Schistocerca cancellata (South American locust) is the source of this 449-nucleotide messenger RNA. RefSeq names its product lipopolysaccharide-induced tumor necrosis factor-alpha factor homolog. The transcript has 3 exons. Lineage: Eukaryota; Metazoa; Arthropoda; Insecta; Orthoptera; Acrididae. The record is from RefSeq and is a predicted model, not a curated record. Bases 1 to 360 code for a protein of 119 amino acids. Gene Ontology annotation, molecular function: zinc ion binding.
AUGUCUGCGGUCUCAGAGUUCGAAACGGAUGAAGACGAGGAGUUUGAAAGCGAGGACGAGGCGUCGCCCUGCGAACGCUGCUGCCUGCCACCUAACUACUUCCACCACGUGUCGGCGGGCCUGGGGUGGGAGCCUCAGCUCAUUACGUGCCCCAGCUGCCGCUCCGUCAUCACCACAAGGAUGCACCGCACCACCACCAAACGCACAUGGGUCAUCGCCGCCGCGCUCCUGCCUGUCGGGUGCUGCUGGCUACCGUUCUACUGCGGCUGGUACUGCAUGGUACGCCACUACUGCCCCAUGUGCGGCACCAUGAUCGGCUUCGCGCCGCGCACUCGCGCCGGCUACCGCAAGGACUCCUGAUUGCCCUGGACACGCCGCGUUGUCCGGUCCGCCUCUACCUACUCUGCCUUCCUGCGCUCCGCCGUCGCGCUUCCCAGACACACGCAUCG